ACACCCCACACCCCACAUCCCACAUCCCACAUCCCACACCCCACACCCCACACCCCACAUCCCACACCCCACAUCCCACAUCCCACACCCCACAUCCCACAUCCCACACCCCACAUCCCACACCCCACACCCCACAUCCCACAUCCCACAUCCCACAUCCCACAUCCCACACCCCACAUCCCACAUCCCACAUCCCACACCCCACAUCCCACAUCCCACAUCCCACAUCCCACAUCCCACACCCCACAUCCCACACCCCACAUCCCACAUCCCACAUCCCACAUCCCACAUCCCACAUCCCACACCCCACACCCCACAUCCCACAUCCCACAUCCCACAUCCCACAUCCCACACCCCACAUCCCACAUCCCACAUCCCACACCCCACAUCCCACAUCCCACAUCCCACAUCCCACAUCCCACACCCCACACCCCACACCCCACAUCCCACACCCCACAUCCCACAUCCCACACCCCACAUCCCACACCCCACACCCCACAUCCCACAUCCCACAUCCCACAUCCCACAUCCCACACCCCACAUCCCACAUCCCACAUCCCACACCCCACAUCCCACAUCCCACAUCCCACAUCCCACAUCCCACACCCCACAUCCCACACCCCACAUCCCACAUCCCACAUCCCACAUCCCACAUCCCACACCCCACAUCCCACACCCCACAUCCCACACCCCACACCCCACAUCCCACACCCCACAUCCCACAUCCCACAUCCCACACCCCACAUCCCACAUCCCACAUCCCACACCCCACAUCCCACACCCCACAUCCCACAUCCCACAUCCCACAUCCCACAUCCCACACCCCACAUCCCACACCCCACAUCCCACACCCCACACCCCACAUCCCACACCCCACAUCCCACAUCCCACAUCCCACACCCCACAUCCCACAUCCCACAUCCCACACCCCACAUCCCACACCCCACAUCCCACACCCCACAUCCCACACCCCACAUCCCACAUCCCACAUCCCACACCCCACAUCCCACAUCCCACAUCCCACACCCCACAUCCCACAUCCCACACCCCACAUCCCACAUCCCACAUCCCACAUCCCACAUCCCACAUCCCACAUCCCACACCCCACAUCCCACAUCCCACACCCCACAUCCCACACCCCACAUCCCACAUCCCACAUCCCACAUCCCACAUCCCACACCCCACAUCCCACACCCCACAUCCCACACCCCACACCCCACAUCCCACACCCCACAUCCCACAUCCCACAUCCCACACCCCACAUCCCACAUCCCACAUCCCACAUCCCACAUCCCACAUCCCACAUCCCACACCCCACAUCCCACACCCCACAUCCCACAUCCCACAUCCCACAUCCCACAUCCCACAUCCCACAUCCCACACCCCACAUCCCACAUCCCACACCCCACAUCCCACAUCCCACAUCCCACACCCCACAUCCCACAUCCCACAUCCCACAUCCCACACCCCACACCCCACACCCCACAUCCCACAUCCCACAUCCCACAUCCCACAUCCCACAUCCCACAUCCCACACCCCACAUCCCACACCCCACAUCCCACAUCCCACAUCCCACACCCCACAUCCCACAUCCCACACCCCACAUCCCACAUCCCACAUCCCACAUCCCACAUCCCACACCCCACAUCCCACAUCCCACACCCCACAUCCCACACCCCACAUCCCACAUCCCACAUCCCACAUCCCACAUCCCACACCCCACAUCCCACAUCCCACAUCCCACAUCCCACAUCCCACACCCCACAUCCCACAUCCCACAUCCCACAUCCCACACCCCACAUCCCACACCCCACAUCCCACACCCCACAUCCCACAUCCCACAUCCCACACCCCACACCCCACACCCCACAUCCCACACCCCACACCCCACAUCCCACAUCCCACACCCCACACCCCACAUCCCACACCCCACAUCCCACAUCCCACAUCCCACACCCCACAUCCCACAUCCCACAUCCCACACCCCACAUCCCACACCCCACAUCCCACAUCCCACAUCCCACACCCCACAUCCCACAUCCCACACCCCACACCCC
Astrephomene gubernaculifera is the source of this 2058-nucleotide messenger RNA. NCBI's taxonomy places the organism in Eukaryota, Viridiplantae, Chlorophyta, Chlorophyceae, Chlamydomonadales, Astrephomenaceae. The record is from the annotation of a GenBank genome assembly.